This is a messenger RNA of Brassica napus (rape), 1029 nucleotides long. RefSeq names its product SKP1-like protein 11. Gene Ontology annotation, molecular function: cullin family protein binding. Gene Ontology annotation, cellular component: nucleus; cytoplasm. The transcript has a single exon. The record is from RefSeq and is a predicted model, not a curated record. Lineage: Eukaryota; Viridiplantae; Streptophyta; Magnoliopsida; Brassicales; Brassicaceae. Gene Ontology annotation, biological process: SCF-dependent proteasomal ubiquitin-dependent protein catabolic process. Bases 183 to 653 code for a protein of 156 amino acids.
GAAUUAUUGAUAUUUUGUUCUUUUUUUUUUUUUUGAGCAACUGAUAUUUUGUUGUUCAAGUUACUCGAAUGAGAUGCUAUAAAUACACAAGAUUGCAUGGGCUCAUAACAUAGCUUCAAGCAUCACCUUUACUAUUCACUCGCUCUCUCAAUCUUUCUUGAUAGCCACGCAACAAAGAAACGAUGUCGAAGAAGAUGAUCGUGCUGAAAAGCUCCGACGGUGAAUCGUUUGUGGUCGAGGAAGCGGUCGCACGUCAGUCGAAGAUCAUAUCGUUUCUUGUUGAAGAAUUACCCGAUCAAGAAUUACGGUUUACGAACCUGACAAGCGAGAUCCUCCUGAAAGUGAUCGAGUACUGCAAGAAGCAUGCGGUGGAAGACGGUAGUGGUGAUUCUUCUUCGUCCUCCUCCGAUGAUCUCAAGAAGUGGGACGUGAAGUUCGUCGGGGAAAUUGAUCAGCCCACGCUCAUGGAUCUCAUCAUGGCUGCGAAUUACCUACACAUCCCGAGCCUGCUUGAUGUCACGUGCCAGAAAGUUGCCGAUAUGAUCGCUGCAUGCGAAGACGAGAAAAAGAUUCGAUCGACGUUCAACAUCGAGAACGACUUUACGGAAGAGGAAGUAGAAGCGAUUCGCAUGGAGAAUCAAUACCCUAACUAGUUUCUUUUAUGUUCUUUGUUUGGUUUUUGUGUCUUCGAAUCUCUAGAUACGAUGACUAUCGUUGAUUUCGUGUUCAAGAAGGGCUUAUGCUUAAGAAAUGUAAGAGCAAUUCUUGAUUAUAUGCUAAGCUCUACAAAGUAUCUGUACCAAUUCUUGAUUAUAGGACUUGAGUAUUCAAUCUUGUUUCCAACUAACUCUCUGCCAAGAUAACAAGAGUUUGUGUUUCACUAAACAUGACUCUUGUUUUGGCGCUCGAGAAGAUGACUCCUCGGGGAAAAUUAUUUAUCGUGCAGAACAAGAAAAAGGCAAUUCAAAAUCCACAUACAAUAAUAAAAAGUAAAUAAAGGAUAAAAGAGGUGAAGAGUGAAGACUAAAU